Messenger RNA from Hydra vulgaris (swiftwater hydra), 2714 nucleotides. Its product is annotated as dnaJ homolog subfamily C member 10. Gene Ontology annotation, molecular function: oxidoreductase activity, acting on a sulfur group of donors, disulfide as acceptor; misfolded protein binding; protein-disulfide reductase activity. Lineage: Eukaryota; Metazoa; Cnidaria; Hydrozoa; Anthoathecata; Hydridae. Gene Ontology annotation, biological process: IRE1-mediated unfolded protein response. The record is from RefSeq and is a predicted model, not a curated record. Gene Ontology annotation, cellular component: endoplasmic reticulum lumen.
UUGCGCUAAAGUCUUGAACAAAAAUAAAAAUCGCACGAAACAUUUAUUUAUAUUUUUAAUUUAACGCAAUAAAAUAAAAUGAAAGUACUUAUUUUAAUUAUAUUAAUUAUUAAUUGGAACAUUUGUUUAUCUAUUAAAAAUGAUUAUUACGCUUUACUUGGUGUUAAAACCGAUGCUUCUAAAUCAGAGAUAAGAAAAGCUUUCAAAAAAAUUGCCCUUGAAAAACACCCAGAUAAAAACAAGGGAGAUGCUGCUGCUCAUGACACUUUUCUUAAAAUAAACAAGGCGUAUGAGGUUUUAAAAGAUGAAGAACUGCGCAAGAAAUAUGAUCGAUAUGGUGAAGAUGGUCUUAAAGAUAAUCAUUUUAGUAACAAUUAUCAAAGUUGGACAUACUAUAAUGAACAGUUUGGUAUUUAUGACGAUGAUCCUGAAGUUAUUACGCUAAGCAAAGCAGAUUUUGAACAAUCAGUUUCAAACUCAGAAGAUAUUUGGUUUAUCAACUUUUAUUCACCUCAUUGUUCACAUUGUCAUACUGUUGCACCUAUAUGGCGAAAACUUUCUGAAGAAUUAAGUGGUGUAGUUCGAAUUGGAGCCGUAAACUGUCAUGACGAUUGGAUGUUAUGUAAUGCUGAAGGAAUUAGAGGGUAUCCUUCAUUGCGUAUUUAUCCUUCUGCCGAAGAUUACUACGGAGAACACAGUGUAGAAAAUAUGAUGGCAUAUGUAUUUGAUAGAGUUCAAAUCGAUGUAACUCGCUUAAAUACAGAAAAUAUAAAUGUUGUGUAUGAAAGUUCAAUGCCUUGGAUUAUUUCAUUUUGUGAAGAAGAUCAUGAUUGUUUAUCUGAUACAACAUUAUUGAAAGUGUCAGCCAUGUUGGAAGAUCUUGUCAAUGUUGGAUCAGUUAAUUGUGAGAAUGAAAUAUCUCUUUGCAAACAAUUAUCUCAUUCAAGUGGGGUUUAUUUUUACUCUGCUGAAUCAGUAAAAGAUACUCAAGGGACUGUAAUUGUUAACAUAAAUGCAAAAGAAUUAGUCAGUGAAGUUUUGGAUUUGCUUCCUAUACCACUUCAAGUUAAUGAUAACAUAUUUCAGCAAAUUCGACGAAAUAUAUCAGAAAACAAAAGCAAUGAAUGGCUUUUCAUGUUUACUGAUCGUGAUGAUCACAAAAAUCAUGAGUUACGAAAAACGGAGGCUUUACUUCAAAAUAUUAAUAUUGGCCAUGUUAACUGUUUACAAGCUGCAGAUCUUUGUCAGAGGUUUCUUAUAAAUAAAUAUCCUACAGUUUUAUUGUAUAAAAAAAUUGGUUAUGAAAUUCAUCAUGGUCGUAUGUUUGCACAUGAUCUUGCAAACUUUGCCCGUGAAAGUCUGGCAUCAAAUGUAAGAGUAAUGGGUCCAGAUGAUUUCUUGAAAAUAUCACAAAGCUCCGAGAGUUUUUUUAUAGAUUUUUUUGCCCCAUGGUGUCCACCUUGCAUGAAAUUACUUCCAGAAUGGCGUAAAGCUGGCAAACUUAUUGGUGGUAAACUUGCACAUUUUGGUACUGUUGACUGUACGGUUCAUCAUCAGCUCUGUGUUAAGUUAAGCAUUCACUCUUAUCCAACAUCAAUAUUCUAUAACUUGAGUAAAGCUCAUAUUUUCAGUGGUUAUCAUACAGCAGAGGAAAUAAUUGAAUAUGCAGAGGACAUAAAAAGCCCACCUGUUAUACAUAUAACACCAGAGUUUUUCAAUGCAGAAAUUAAAGUCAAACCAAUUGGAAAAACGUGGAUAUUAAAAUUUUAUGCUCCAUGGUGUCAUCCUUGUAAUGAAAUGGCACCAGCCUAUUCAAAACUAGCAAAAAAACUAAAAGGAGAAGCAUUAGUUGGAGAAAUAAACUGUGAUGAACAUCGCUUUUUUUGUCAAUCAGUUGGAAUCACAAGUUAUCCAACAAUAAGACUGCUUCCACAUUACACAGAAGGUCAUGAGAAUUUUGUUCAUUACAAUGGUUGGAGAGAUUUUAACUCAAUGUACAUUUGGGCAGUUGAAUACUUUCCUACAGUUGUAAAAGAGUUUAGCGAAAUAGACUUUUACACAAUAUUAAACAGUGAUGAACCUUGGUUGGUAGACUUUUACACCCCUUGGUGCUCCCAUUGCACAACAUUUGCACCACAUUUCAAACAACUUGGGAAGCGCCUUUUUAAUGAAAAAGCUAUUCAAACUGCGAAAAUUAAUUGUCAAGAACACUACACUUUGUGUCGUGAUGUUGGAAUUCGCAGUUACCCUUCACUUCGCUUCUAUGAAGGUCGAACUCAAGAAGGAACAAGUCAGCCUAUCACUGGAACAGCACUAGAAUCUCAAGAUACAAAUUAUUUAUUUGAUAUGUGCUCCCAAUUAUUGGAAUAUCACAUUGCAUCAUUAAAUCUAGGAUCUAGUAAUUCCAAGGGUGGUGAUUUUAAUAAAAAAACUGAAGUCCCUGAUGAAAUGUUAUUCGUACACGAUGAAUUUUAGCUGUUAUUCGCGUUUUCACUUUUUAACGAUAUUUUUAACAACUGGGAGAUUUAGAUGCCCGAUUUUUUCACUUAUUUAUUUAUGUAUUCUUUUAUUUAUUAAUUUUAUUUGAAAUAUUUUAUUAGGAUAUUUUCUUUAUAAUUUUAUGGUUACGUUAUUCGACAAAAUAAAUUAAAUUAAAGUGAAUUUUGUAUAUAAUUAUACUAAGUAUAUUUAAACAAAUAACUAAAUAUAUAAAA